Messenger RNA from Chenopodium quinoa (quinoa), 2019 nucleotides. RefSeq lists its product as uncharacterized. The transcript is spliced from 8 exons. The record is from RefSeq and is a predicted model, not a curated record. Bases 1 to 2019 code for a protein of 672 amino acids. Lineage: Eukaryota; Viridiplantae; Streptophyta; Magnoliopsida; Caryophyllales; Amaranthaceae.
AUGAACACCUUGUCUGGUGGUUUUGGUAGCUCAAGGGUGUUGUAUGGUGGUGAAGGAGGUGGAGGGUUAUUUGAGCUCCUAGAAACAAAGGUGAAGGCUUCUAAGUUUGAGAAGAUCUUCACCAGUUUUUAUGCUGAUUGGUCGGUUGUUGCAAAUUAUGGGAAAGGUGAGCAUGGCAGAAUAUGGAUUAUUUGGGAACCUGAGAUUUUCAGUGUGGAUGUGAUCAAAGUUGAAAUGCAGGUGAUACAUGUUAAAGUGGUGCAUGUUGCUUCUAGGGGCUGUUUUUUCUGUUCAAUGGCGUAUGGUGUUAACCGCCAGGAAGAUAGGGAAGUUUUAUGGAAGCAAUUAGAGCAGUUUGGGAAAUUGAAAGCUUUAGGAACUGCAUUAGACACACUAACCUUUUUGAAGCUAGAACAGAUAAGCUCUUCUUUACCUAGAAUAACAAGCAAUUUAGGGAUGGCAGGGUUUGUUCUAGGAUUGAUAGUGUUCUGGAGUGCAGCUUGGAUGGACAACUUUCAGAUUGCUAGUGCAAUGUUUUUGCCUGAGGGCCUUAUGGAUCAUAGUCCAUGUGUGAUUAAUUUUCUGGGUAAUAUAGGUUCAACCAAGAAGCCUUUUAAGUUCUUCAAUGUAUGUACUGAAUACCCUAGAUUCUUAAAGUUGGUUGCUGAUAGUUGGGAUGGUCAGAUUCAAGGUACCCUUAUGUUUAAUGCAGUCAAGAAACUUCAAAGGGUUAAAGAAGCCUUGAGGGUGUUGAAUAAACAACAUUUCUCUUCAGUGAUAAGUGAUGAUACUAGCAUGGAGGCUGAUCUGAUUCAGGUGCAGACUAAACUGAAUUCUGAUCUUGUGCCUGAGAAAAUUGCUGAGGCUUCUAUUGGGUUUUAUAAGCGGCUUCUGGGUUCUUCUCAGAAUAUGGAAAGGAAAGUGCAUCAUGAUGUCCUGGACAUGGGUCCUGUAUUGAAUGAGGAACAGGGAAGGAAUAUGUGCAGACCUUUUAAUGCUGAUGAUAUAGUUGGUAAUGACAUCACUGCAGCUAUGUUGGACUUCUUUCAACAUGGCAAGCUGCUUAACCAGGUGAACACAACUAUGCUCACUAUGGUCCCUAAGGUAGAAAAUGCUUCUAAGGAUGUUUUAAAGGGCUAUAGAGAUAAACAAAAGUCUCCUAGGUGUACCAUAAAGGUAGAUCUCAGGAAGGCCUAUGACUCCAUAAGUUGGGAUUUUAUUCAUGAUAUGUUGUCUGCUUUGAGGUUCCCUGCUGAGUUUAUCAAGUGGAUUAUGCAAUGUAUCUCAUCCGCUUCCUUCUCUAUAAUGAUAAAUGGGGGAUUGAAUGGCUUCUUUAAGGGAAAGAAAGGCAUUAGACAGGGUGACCCCAUGUCCCCUCUUCUUUUUGUAAUUGUCAUGGAGUAUCUUUCAAAGAUUUUAAGGAAAGUGGGAGGCAUGAGGAGUUUCAAGUUCCAUUCUAGGUGCAAGAUGCUCAAUCUGAACCAUCUUGCCGUUGCUGAUGAUCUGAUGAUGUUCUGCUAUGGAGAUAAGAAGUAUGUUUCUCUCUUAGUAAGGGCUUUGGAUAUCUUUGGGAAAUGUUCUGGUUUACAGGAUAUCUUGAGGGUGUUUGGGUUUGUUGAGGGCUGCACUCCUUUCAAGUACCUUGGUAUCCCUCUAAAUGUUAGAAGCCUUUCAAACAGUGACUAUGACAGUUUGAUUGACAAGAUGCUGGCCAGGAUAACCUGUUGGUCAGUGCUGAGGAAGUCUCCUCCCAUUUCGUGGGACUGGAUCUGCAAGACAAAGAAAGCUGGAGGUCUGAGCAUGAGGGAUUGUGAGACAUGGAAUAUAGCAGCUCUUGGGAAAUAUAUAUGGAAGAUAGCUCAAAAAGAGGACUCACUAUGGGUGAAAUGGGUUCAUGUAGUGUAUAUCAAGGAUAGUGAUUCGUGGGAUUAUAAGCCUAAGAAGAAUGCAGGGUGGGUAUGGAAGAAACUUUGCAAGGUUAAAGAAAGGUUGAAAGAGGGUUUUCAGAAUGAAGGCUAG